CCCAAAGCACCCGAUUCCAUCUAACCGCUUUCUGGUUUCUCCCCCCGCUUUCGCCGGCGCCUCCUCCUCCACCACCACCACCACCACCAUCCCCCCACCAAUUGGACUCAGGGGAGACCUACCCGCGGAGACGCGAACUCGCCGCGGAUUCCUUGCCCUCCACGCCGCAAACCGCAGCCGCGCCUCCGCCUCCGCGGCGGGAUCCCUUGCUCCUCCUCCUCCACCCCCGCGCGGCGUGCGGAACUCGCCGAUGGCGCUUCUGGCCCCCGCCAUCUCCGGCGAGGUGGGUUUACGGCUCUUACUGGCACCACUAAGCUCUACUGUUGUCAUCCGUACAGCCAGUUGUGCAAUUGGGGUUGGUCUGCCUGUGUACUCCACUUUCAGAGCUAUUGAAAAGAAGGAUCAAAAAGAAAAAGAGCGGUGGCUCUUGUAUUGGGCAGCAUAUGGAUCUUUUAGCAUUGCGGAAAUCUUUGCUGAUCAGAUUCUUUCAAGUGUUCCUUUCUAUUAUCACGUGAAGUUUGCUAUUCUUGUCUGGCUCCAGUUUCCUUCAAACAGUGGAGCAAAGCAUGUAUAUAGAAGGUAUAUGCGGCCGUUUUUCCUGAAACAUCAAGCAAAAAUCGAUAGAAUCCUAAAUAUUCUAUCGAAGGAACUAAACAAGUUCGUGAGCAGCCAUGAAGAUGAGAUCCAUUUCAUAGAGCACAUGGCCGCCAGGGGUGCUUCAACAGCAAAUUAUAUAAUAAACGGUCCUGAACAAUCAGAAGCGGUCAGAGCAGCGAUCGAAGGGCCAAAUUCAACCACAACGGAAGAGGCUGGCACCCCCAGAAAUGAAACAUGAGCUUGACUUCAUCAGUUUCUUAAGUGUGUUUGGCAAGGGCACAGCAAAUACAUUUGUGUCGAUGUGCUACAGUAAUGUUUAUUUAGAUUAUCUUUCCAGCUUAUUUAUUUAGGGGUUUCCAGCUUUGUAUUUUUCAUGGGAUUUCCAGCUUGUUAGUGGAAUGUGAAUAUGAGCAUGACAGGUUCUGUGUCGCUUAAGCUAGAUCGACACUAUCAAACCACUUAUUCUGUUGGCAUGAGAUGUGGUAAUUUAACGUUUCAGAUUUUGCAUCUAGUACAAGGAAACAUACUUGCUAGUU
Messenger RNA from Oryza sativa Japonica Group (Japanese rice), 1133 nucleotides. NCBI's taxonomy places the organism in Eukaryota, Viridiplantae, Streptophyta, Magnoliopsida, Poales, Poaceae. The record is from RefSeq and is a predicted model, not a curated record.